CUCUCUACUCUCUCUCAUAAAAUUCAUUAAACCUCAGCCCCCAAAACCCUGAAAACCCAGAGCAAGGAAAACCCCACCGUCGCAAAUUUCUGGUUUUGACAUUUAAUCAAACAGUUGGGCUGCGAUUCCCGCAUUUCAUCGAUCGGAUCCCGAGAUGGGGGGAAAGUCAAAUAGAGGGAAGAAUCGUAAAGGGUUGCAGCAAAGCGCUCCGAAUUCUGCAGAGCAGUCGGUCUCUUCUGAUCCCGUAAAUGAUAGUUCCAGUGACGUACAUGUUAAUGCUAAUGAAGAUAUAGAUUUGAGCGAAUCGGUGGAAGUACAGUCAGAGGUGAAGGAACAGGAUAAUGAAUCCCAAGAGCAUCUUGAGAAGCAAGCUGAUGUUCAUCUGUAUCCCGUUUCUGUAAUAACACAAGGAGGGGAGAAGCUUGAACUGCAGUUGAGUCCUGGAGAUUCUGUAAUGGAUGUUAGGCAGUUCCUUCUUGAUGCCCCAGAGACAUGUCCUGUCACUUGCUAUGAUUUGUUACUGCACACAAAGGAUGGUUCUGUGCAUCAUCUAGAAGACUACAAUGAAAUUUCUGAAGUUGCUAAUAUUACUUCGGGAGGCUGCUCUUUGGAGAUGGUUGCUGCAUUAUACGAUGAUCGAUCCAUCAGAGCUCAUGUUCACCGGACUAGAGAGUUACUUUCUCUUUCAACAUUGCAUUCUUCUUUGUCCACAACGCUUGCACUACAACAUGAGAUGAGUCGAAAUGCAUCUGCCAAUUCCAAUUCAGGAG
Messenger RNA from Erythranthe guttata (spotted monkey flower), 770 nucleotides. NCBI's taxonomy places the organism in Eukaryota, Viridiplantae, Streptophyta, Magnoliopsida, Lamiales, Phrymaceae. The record is from RefSeq and is a predicted model, not a curated record.